This is a messenger RNA of Anopheles marshallii, 1770 nucleotides long. Its product is annotated as E3 ubiquitin-protein ligase TRIM37-like. Gene Ontology annotation, cellular component: peroxisome; aggresome. Gene Ontology annotation, molecular function: ubiquitin protein ligase binding; tumor necrosis factor receptor binding; ubiquitin protein ligase activity. The record is from RefSeq and is a predicted model, not a curated record. NCBI's taxonomy places the organism in Eukaryota, Metazoa, Arthropoda, Insecta, Diptera, Culicidae. The coding region runs from base 1 to 1770 and encodes 589 amino acids. The transcript has 4 exons. Gene Ontology annotation, biological process: protein autoubiquitination; negative regulation of centriole replication.
AUGGAGUCCGGUUCAAAGGAACAGCUCGUGCAAUGCCAAAACGAGUCACUUCAAUGUCCAAUCUGCAUGAAGCAUAUUGAAGAUCCUCGGCUAUGUGUCCAAUGUUCCAAGCUCUUUUGCUACAGUUGCAUUCGCCAGUGGUUGCAAAAAGCGGAUGACGAACAUGGCAAUCCGGCAUGUCCAAACUGUAGGUGUAUGUGCAGCAUAGACAAUUUCGUGAAAAUUCUGGAAGGUAGUCCACUCUAUCCAUGCAAACCUAUCGCUGGAGGAAUCAGCGCAACUGAUCAUUUGACUGCGGACGCAGCUACUAGGAACAAUCCUGAGCAAAUUCGGUCCCGCUUAGAAAAGCUGCUGCUCGAAACGCAGGGUUUUCUCAAUGAAACUGAUAAACGUGUUACACAAGAGUUGGAUAAGCAGCAUACGCUCCUGAAGCAAACGAAGGAUAAUCUCAUUAAAACAGUUAAUUUAAUGGUACAACAAGAGCUGAAAGAUAUACACCAGCAGUUCCAUGCCAAAAUUGCCGAGAUCAAUGCGUGGAGUGAAAUAUUGACAAACAAAUUGGACAAACAUCAGUUUGAUAUCUCCUCUACCAAGGCAACUCUAGAUCAGAGUGCACCCACUGAGCUUAUAUUGAAGCAAUCGGAAAUCGAAAAGGCUUGCGCAAAACUUACCGAGGGUCUGAAAUCGGUUUCGCUCAACGUGAAGCCUCAUAGUUUUAAAAGUAAUCUAAUUCCUGAACCGUUCAGCUGGAAAUUCACAGUGCACAAAUACUCAGCCAUUAGAAGAACGAACGAAAUUCAGUAUUCGGAUUUUGCCACCGAUGACAUUGGUUCAGUGUGGCGACUGGAAGUGCAUCCGUGUGGGUUUGACGAUGCCAAAAACACGUCUCUUAGUAUUUUUCUGCAGCUCUACAAUGGAAUCGAAGGGAAUUACCACUACUCUUUCGAGCUGCUGGGACAAGGAAGGAAUCACUUCUAUGAAGCUGAGGACUAUUUCGAGCUACGUAAAGGCUGGGGUCAAAACCAUUUCAUCGAUUUAAAGUCCUUGCAGGAAUCAUUUCUUGUGGACGAUGGAUUUGAGAUCAAAUUUUCCAUUCGUGCGCUUAACCUUGUCGACAAGUAUGGGAAAAUGAAAAGGCGAGCAGAUCUGCUGACAACCGAAGUCGACCAGCUGAAGAAAAUAGCCUAUCCGGACUGUUUGGAUGAAGUGAUUACCAUCCGAAACGUGGUUGACGCUACCAGAUCCGCCGCCUGUCUAUACUCUGACAUUCUGUGUGAUGAUAUCGGGGGCCGAUGGAGGUUACAAAUCUUUCCCGGAGGCAACGCUGAAUGCAAAGGUCAAUUUAUCAGCAUUUUUCUUGAGUUUUGCGCUGGCAUUCCCAAUAAGUACGAGUUUACAGUCGCACUGCUGCAUCAGAACGUGAAGAAGGUUAUUAAAAAAACACUUGAGUAUAGCAUUCAGCCAUCGCUACCGUUCGGGUGGAAAACGUUUUUAGGCCGUGAAGAGUUAAUUAACAACGGUUACAUACAGAAGGAUUCACUUUCAAUUCGGCUCACCAUCAAACCACCUAACGCGACACAGAAGCUUAACUAUCUUCGGCAACAGAUGGAACUGCCAAGGGAAUAUAUGCAACCGGCACGCAAGGAGUCGGUCAUUUCCAACGAUUCCAAGCCUACGACAUCGCAGGAACCGCUUGAAACGCGGCUGCGUAAAGCUUCUAUAAGCUUUAAAAAUCUGUUCGUCAAAGCGCCUAGCACUGAACAGCAGUGA